AAUAAUAACUUGGCCCAGCCGGCGGGUAGCGGAACGCACACUCACUUCCCGUGUUUCCUCACGGACUGUAGGAGUUUGUGCGCCGCGGAAGCGGAAGUAGAAGCUGAAGCGCUGUUACACGUGUGUGCCGGAGCAGCACUUCUGCCAACAUGGGGAAAGAUAAGACCAAGAAUCAGAAGAAGCUGAAGGUUGCAGCCAAUCACAACGCAGAGGAAGAAUUUAAUGCUGUGCCGCACUCUUUCGUUUUCCAACGAGGGCAGAUUGGAAAGAAUGUGCAGCAGCUCAUCGUGGAUGUCCGGAGAGCCAUGGAGCCCUUUACUGCCCGCUCUCUAAAGGUUCGGAAGAAGAACACACUGAAAGACUUUGUAGCAGUGGCGGGGCCCCUAGGUGUUACUCAUUUCAUGAUCUUCACCAAAACCACAACCAAUGUCAAUUUCAAAUUUGUUCGCUUGCCCAAAGGACCUACAUUAAGCUUCAAAGUGAACCAGUACUCUCUUAUGAAGGACGUGGUCUCCUCUCUGAAGAAGCACAGAAUGCACGAGGAGCAGUUUACGCACCCACCCCUACUGGUGCUUAAUAACUUUGGCAACCAAGGAAUGCACGUCAAGUUGAUGGCCACCAUGUUCCAGAAUAUGUUCCCUUCCAUUAAUGUGCACAAGGUGAACUUAAACACCAUCAGGAGGUGCAUUCUCAUUAACUACGAUGAUGAAACACAGCAACUGGACUUCAGGCAUUACAGCCUGAAGGUGGUACCAGUUGGCAUGAGUAAAGGAAUGAAGAAACUCCUCCAAGAGAAAUUUCCCAACAUGAGCCGCUGGGAGGACAUCAGUGAGCUCCUGGUAAAAGGAGCCAACCUGUCUGAAAGUGAAGCUGAGCAGGACGGGGACCACAACAUAACGGAGCUGCCGCAGGCGUGCGCGGGACGCGGGAACAUGAAGGCUCAGCAGAGCGCCGUAAGACUGACGGAGAUUGGGCCCCGGAUGACUUUACAGCUGGUGAAAAUAGAAGAGGGUCUAAGUGACGGCAAAGUGUUAUAUCACGGCUUCAUUCAGAAGACAGAAGAGGAGAUCAAGGCCAUGUUGGAUAGCAGAGAGAAGAAACUCCAGCGGAAGAAAGAGAGGAAGAAGAAGCAAGAGGGAGAUGUGGAACGCAAGAAGAACCUGAAGGAGGAGAACAAGAAGCGCAGCUUAGCCGGAAUGAAGAGGAAGCGCGGGGACGGGGAGGCCAGUGACAGUGAAGUGGAGGAUCCUGGUACUUUGGGAGAUCAGGAUCCAGCUGACCAAUCAGAAGAUGAUGAUGCUGAGUAUUACAGACAGGAAGUUGGAGAGGAGCCAGAUAAAGAUCUCUUUCUCCACACCAAGAAAAGGUUCAGCCAGAAACCUGGGCCUCCCAGAAAGAAAUUUAAAGGGUCUGGAAAAGAGAAGCCAAAGUCCGACACGCGUGGGGGGCACAACAGGCCUCACAGCGGCAAAUCACCCAUCCAGAAACGUGGAGCCAAUGUGGGAGGGAAAGCCUUUAAAUCUGCUCACAAACUGAAAGGCCAGAAAUUCCAAGGAAAGGGAACUGAGCACAGACCCCAGCAAGGAGGCAAAAAGUUCCCCGGCAGUAAAAGGGGGUUCGGACCUAAGAGCCCCAAGACUGGCCAUAAACCCAAAGGGCCGGGGCAUAAACCCAAAGGGCCGGGGCAUAAACCCAAAGGGCCGGGGCAUAAACCCAAAGGGCCGGGGCAUAAACCCAAAGGGCCGGGGCAUAAACCCAAAGGGCCGGGGCAUAAACCGGCAGACAAAAGAGGCAAGCCCUUCAAGCAGAAGAGAAAGUGACUUGCUGGGAAUGAUCUGAUGGACUCCUUGUAAAUAAGAGUGUAAUUAUGUGCCCCUCUCCUUGUAUUUUGUCACUGAGCUCUGAAAUAAAACUGCCCCGCUGGUAUUACAUCUCAUUGGGUCGGUACUGAC
This is a messenger RNA of Xenopus tropicalis (tropical clawed frog), 1952 nucleotides long. RefSeq names its product peter pan homolog (gene ppan). The transcript has 13 exons. Gene Ontology annotation, molecular function: rRNA binding. Bases 150 to 1820 code for a protein of 556 amino acids. The record is from RefSeq and is a predicted model, not a curated record. Lineage: Eukaryota; Metazoa; Chordata; Amphibia; Anura; Pipidae. Gene Ontology annotation, biological process: rRNA processing. Gene Ontology annotation, cellular component: nucleolus.